CUCAGGGAAUGUCGUAGGGGAUGAGAUCUCGGCGGGUCUGAGAAGAAGAUGGACACAUCGCAGGUCGAAGGUGAGUGAGAACCGACGCAGACAGGCAGACGCCACGCUGUGCCUGCCACACAUCUAUCAAUCUGCGUGCAUGAUUGAAGCUGUGUGUGUGUGUGUGUGUCAGUUCCGCUAGAUCUGAUUCGUCUGAGUCUGGAUGAGAAGGUCUACGUCAAGUGCAAGGGCGACAGAGAACUCACCGGCAAACUGCACGUACGUCAGCCAGCCGUCGUCCAUCAAUCAAUCACCAGGCAGACAGGCAGACAGGCAGCAGACGUGUGUGUGUGUGUGUGUGUGUGUGUGUGAGGUGUGUGAUUGUGUGACGGUGUCAUCAGGCGUUUGACCAGCACUUGAACAUGGUACUUGAGGCGGUGGAGGAGACCGUCAAGACCACAUAUGUCGACGAGACGGACGGCGAGGAACGCGUCAAGGUACGUGGAGGGGGAGGCAGGCAGUAGUCACUUCCUAGAUCAACACUUACUUGCAGAGCACUCUGAUGUGCGUCUGCGUGUGUGUGUGCGUGCGUGUGUGUUCAGCGUACGAAGCGGACGAUGGAGAUGCUGUUUGUGCGCGGCGAUUCCGUGAUACUGGUGUCCCCCCCGGUGCGGACACACCAGUCAUGACAACACAUCACGCACGCACACACACAUUGACUGGUGUAGCUGCGACCUGUGACCUUUGAGACCCCAUUCGCGAACAGGUGUGUGUGUGUGUGUGUGUCGAAAGAUUCCCAUAGCCGUUUCACCUUUCACUGUUUGUUGACCCGUUGAUGCCUGCCUGCCUUACUACCACUACGUCUACA
Messenger RNA from Vitrella brassicaformis, 847 nucleotides. The record is from the annotation of a GenBank genome assembly. NCBI's taxonomy places the organism in Eukaryota, Vitrellaceae.